Molecule: messenger RNA, 2178 nt
Organism: Magallana angulata
Lineage: Eukaryota; Metazoa; Mollusca; Bivalvia; Ostreida; Ostreidae
Exons: 3
Coding region: 1-2178 (725 amino acids)
Source: RefSeq, a predicted model, not a curated record
AUGAGCAUGACAGAAUUCAUUGAUCUUCCUAAAGUCUACACUAAAGACAAGAUGCCGGUCAACCAUGACCAUAUCCCAACUAAGAAGGAAAUAUCAAGAUGGCCCCAUUUAUCGCAUGUAACACUUACAGAUGUUAAUGCUGAGAUUGGCCUCCUCUUAGGUAGCAAUGUUCCAGAUGCUUUCGCUCCAUAUGAUGUGGUAACUGGGCCUAGCGGUUCCCCUCACGCUACUAAGACGCGGUUAGGAUGGAUCGUAUGGAACGUACUCAGGGAUGGAGAAACUAGAACAUGUGAUGUGAACAGAGUGACAAUUGAACAGUAUUGUGAAUGUGACAAGAAACUAGAAGAAUUAGUUAAGGCAUCAAUAAACUCUGAUUUUCCAGAACGUGCGAUAGAAGACAAAAGAGAACGUUCAGUGGAAGAUAAGAAGUUUCUGAGUCAGGUAGAAGGGUCUAUCAGUCAAGAAAAUAGUCAUUAUUCCAUAGGACUACCAUUCAGAGAGAAUUCUGUGAAUCUACCAAAUAAUAUGAUUCAAGGACAGCAACGACUUGAAAGUUUGAAGAAGAAGAUGUUGAAAAAUCCCCAAUUUAGAAAUGAUUAUAUCAGCUUUAUGAACAAACUGUUUGAAAAGGGUUUCGCAGAAGCAGUUCCUGAGAUGCAGCUAAAGAGGGAUGACGGGCGAGUAUGCCUCUUGGGUGUACUUUUGAGAUUUCGACAGGAACGUAUCGCAGUACAAGGUGACAUAGAGGCCAUGUUCCAUCAAGUUAUCGUACCAGAGAAGGAUAGAGAUUGCAUGCGAUUCCUUUGGUGGAAAGAUGGAAAUCUGGACGCUGAACCUAAUCAUUACAGGAUGAGAGUGCACAUUUUUGGGGCUACGUCUUCACCGGCAUGCUGUAAUUAUGCAUUGCAAAAGACCGUCAAAGAAUAUGGCAAAGAAUAUGAUCAAUGUGUACAAAAUGUCAUAAUCAGAAACAUGUAUGUUGACGACUGCUUAGCAUCAGUUGACACUGAAGAGGAAGCCAUAUCUCUUAUUAAGGACUUGAUAGACCUCUGUAAAAAGGGAGGAUUUCGUUUAACAAAGUGGAUUAGUAACUGUGCAGAGGUUUUAAAGUCAGUUCCAGAAGAUGAUAGAGCUGAUGACAUCAAGAAGUUGAGUCUAAAUGGUGAAACAUUGAUAGAGCGUGCCCUGGGGGUGUAUUGGUUUGUUGAGAGUGAUUCCUUGGGAUUUCAACUAGGAAUAAAGGACCAACCAACGACAAGACGAGGAAUUCUAUCUGUGACGAGUUCAAUAUACCAUCCUCUCGGCAUUGCAUCACCAUUUGUUAUGACGGCUAAAUCUUUGCUGCAACAGCUGUGUAGAAAUGGCAUAGGAUGGGACGAGAAAAUUGAUGAAACUGUGUUGAGAAACUGGAACAGCUGGCUUACACAAGUAAAACAAUUAGAAGAUGUAAGGAUUGAAAGAUGUUACAAACCAAAGAAUUUUGGACACUUGGCGUCGUACCAGUUACAUUGUUUUGCAGACGCGAGUGAACUUGGUAUGGGAGUUGUCAUAUAUCUGCGAAUUACUGAUGAGAAUAAGGUAGUACAUUGUUCAUUUGUGAUGGGAAAAUCAAGAGUCACACCACUUAAGUCGAUGACAAUCCCUAGAAUGGAGCUUGCAGCUGCUACUCUAGCUGUGAAGUUAAGCAAAUUAGUUGAUGACCAACUAGACUAUCCUAUAGAAAAGAUACACUUCUGGACUGACAGUAUGUCAGUGCUUCGUUAUAUAGCUAACACAAAGACUCGAUUCCAAACCUUUGUUGCAAACAGGCUUGCCAUCAUUCAUGCCGCUACAAACUUUGACCAAUGGCAUUAUGUCAACACAAAAGAGAACCCAGCCGACUGUGCAUCUAAAGGGGUUUCGUCAGUUGUUAAAUUUAUCGAUAAUCAGCACUGGAAAAGAAUGAAAGUUGCUGUUGGAUGGUUCCUGACAGCCAAGAAUAACCUGCGGAAAACAGUCAUUCAGAAGAGAAAAAGACAUGAGAAAAUGAUGAACUCUGGGAUUCCUGAAGAAAAGAUCAAGCAGAAUGAAAACAUGAGGAGUGAAGAUAGAUUAAAGAAGCCUAGAUUAGUAAAGAACAUUCCAUACCUCAAUGCUGACAUCCUUGAUAGAGCAGAAAGAGAACUUAUUGCAUAUUAG